AUACAUUUCAGUGACCCGGACUUUAAAAACCCAGAAAACUUACACGGUGCUCCAUCCCCAACUCCUGGGAAGCUGUUACCAUGGCAAAGAAUACCUCAUCCAAAAAUGACAACAUCACCUGCAAAGUUCUGAUCCAUUCAGGAUCUCCCACUCUCUACCAGCUGGAACCAAAGGAAGAGAACAUUGGAACUCUGAAACGAAUGACUCUUGGUGAAAAAAAUCUCUACAAGAUAAACAAAACCAUCUUACUUGUUGGUGAAACAGGAGCAGGAAAAUCUACUCUGAUCAACGCUCUGGUCAACUACGCCCUGGGAGUGGAGUGGGAGGAUGAUGUCUGGUUUCAGAUCGUAAAGGAGAAGAAAACAAGCCAAUCAGAAAGUCAGACAUCAGAUGUGAUCAUGUACCAGAUCUUUGGUUUUGAAGAUAAACCUCUGCCCUACUCUCUGACCAUCAUCGAUACUCCUGGAUACGGAGACACCAGAGGGAUCGAACAAGAUGCCAAAAUCAGUCAAAGAUUAUUAGACCUGUUCCGCUCUGAGGAAGGAGUUCAGGAGAUUAAUGCAGUGGGUCUGGUGAUGAAAGCGAGUGUGAAUCGACUGACUGAUCAUCAGAAGUACAUCUUUGAUUCAGUGGUGUCUCUGUUUGGAAAAGACAUAGAGAAGAAUAUUGUCGCUCUCAUCACACACUCAGAUGGAAUAACACCUAAAAAUGCUCUGGAAGCUCUCGAGGCUGCAAAGAUUAAAUGUGCCAGAAAUGAGAAAAAUCAGCUUGUUCACUUCCUGUUUAAUAACCGCCAACAUGAAGACAGGACAGAGAACAGAAGAGCCCUUAAAUAUGCAGAUGAAACAACAGCAGAAGCACUGAUUCAGUUCACAAACUUCCUUGGAAAAACUGCACCUCAAAAGAUGCAGAAAACCAUAAAUGUCCUGAACGAGCGAAUCAGACUGACAGCCUGCAUCCAAAACCUGGAAGACAGAAUUGAGUCAAUUGAUCUAAAGAAAACAGAGAUCCAACAGACUCAGGAUGGUCUGAAGAUGUAUGAACGAGAGAUGAAGAACAAUGAGAAGUUCACUAUAGAAGUUGAUGAGGUCUACAAAGAUAAAGAACCUAUUGAUGGUGGGAGGUGGUUGUUGGUGUUCUAUGAAGGAGCUGUCUGCUGUACUGUCUGUGAGGAGAACUGUCACUAUCCUGGAUGCACAAUGGCCCGGAAACCAGGACACUGCAAAGUCAUGAAAGAUGGCCGCUGCACUUCAUGUACCGGGAAGUGUCCUGUAUCAGAUCAUGUGAAAGAUAACUAUAAGUAUGUGAAGAAGACAAGAAAAUCUAAAAAAACUCUAGAAGAUGUGAAACAGAAGUAUGACACGAGUAAGGCAGAGGGUGAGAAGCAAGAGAGCCACUUGGAACGUCUUCAGAAAGAGAUGGAAACCCUUGACGCAAAGAAAACAGCUUUGCUGGAUGAAGCCUACCAGCAUGUUGUCAAACUGGAGGAGAUCGCCCUGAAUGUUGUUUCACUGUCUACUUAUGUCCACCUGGACUUCCUGAUUGAGGAGAUGGAGAAGAGAAAUGACACUGAGAAGAUCAACCAUCUGAAACAAAUGAAAAGUCAAAAAUCGAAAGUGGAAACAAUGAAGGAUUUCUGGGAGGGAUGCAGUAAACUUCCUCAAAUGUUCAAAAAGAAAUAAAGAUUCCUAGAGGGUAACCAAGGUCCAGACUGAUGAAGACAUGUCCCAUUGUCCUGGAGGUCCAUCUGCUCAUCACUGGAGCAAGGUGAACAUUUAAACCACAGGAGAAAGAUCUGAAGUCCAUCUGUGUCUUUGGUUAGUUACUAAAACUCAACC
Messenger RNA from Etheostoma spectabile (orangethroat darter), 1838 nucleotides. RefSeq lists its product as uncharacterized. The coding region runs from base 81 to 1682 and encodes 533 amino acids. The transcript has 3 exons. Lineage: Eukaryota; Metazoa; Chordata; Actinopteri; Perciformes; Percidae. Gene Ontology annotation, molecular function: GTP binding. The record is from RefSeq and is a predicted model, not a curated record.